AUGACAUCUGCAUUAAGGGUUUUGGUAUGCGGAGAUCACCCAAAUCUCAUUCUGUACACAUCCAGGUUUCAACAUGCCAAAAAUAUAGAAUUUUAUCUUGUGAACAACUCAAAAAAUGCCAACUACGAGGUUAGUUCACUAUUUUAUGGGACGGAACGGUUUCAGAUUCAAAACCAUUUCCAAUCGCUCCUAGAUUUAGUAGACCUUAAUAAUGAAAAUGGUGGCUUGGUAUUCGACUUGAUAAUAAUGAGUGCGUCUUCACUGCAAGAAAUCCCGCAGGUAUUGAGAGAUAUAAAACCUAUGAUGAAUAAGACAACAAAGAUACUAUUUGAAAGUAGCGGGUUUAUAUAUUUGGAGCCAUUCAUCAAGGCUUCAGUUGAUCUUUCGCUGUCAAAUAUUUUCAGCAUUUUCACCGAUUAUGACAUAAGACGGUUGGACAAUGGCUCAUACAAACAGUUCACGACUGCAAAUGCCAAAUCCUUUUCUGUUUCGAUCGGUCAAACGACAUCCGUUCACGAAAACAGCUAUUCAAGUGAUAUUAUUCCUAUUUUGAAUACAUUUCAGAAAUUGUUCCAAAAACUGUUUCCUAGGGACGUUGUGACUCUUUACGAUCAUUCUCCCUCCGCUUUCUUGGCAAAAGAAUGGGAACUAGCUUUGCCUCAAAUAUGUUUCGAUCCAUUAUUAAUAAUAUUAGAAGAGAAGAAUCCAUCAACCUUGGAUGACCACGUUUUGGCCAAACCUCUUAUUUCAGGUUUACUAGGCGAGAGCUUAUUAAUAAUAAAAAAAAUGGGUAUAGCCAUGAACAAUCCAAAUUUUCAAAAUGAACAGACUAUAUUGAAACAUUGGAAGAAUAAGUGCGAAGACUUACCUGAUGGGCCGGCACUUUUAUAUAAUUUCAUCCAUAAGGCUUCAUCUUUGAAUAUUGACUUAUUGUUAUUACAGCCGAUAUUAUUAGCAGAUGACUUUGGCGUGAAGACACCAUAUUUAGAAUGUUUGUUUACAAUGAUGACUCAAUAUCAAUUGUUAAAUAAAGGUGAUUCUGAAUGGUUUAUUAGAAAGGAUGAGAACACAGCGUUAACUCGCGUUGAUGAUUUACAAAACAGUAUCGCACUUAAAGAUGGAAAAAUCAUGCAGCUGCAAAAUUCGGAAUCAACCCUGAAAAAUGAGAUAAAAGAACUUCAAAGUCAAGUUUUGAGCUUAAAACAAGAAGUGUCCUCAAGUAAAGCAAAUAAUGGACAAGAGUUGGAAAUUUUAAAGAAGAAAGUGCAAAUGGGAGACAAUUCAUUAUUUGAUCGCCCAAAUAGUAAUACUAAUGGUAUAUCUCCCUCUGAUAACAUUGUUGAUGUUGAUUUAAAUUACGAAAGGAGUGACCAAGGUAAUAAUAGUAGUGGUAAUGAUAGCAGAAGACAAUCUUUUUUCAACUCCACAUCUGAUACAACAUUAUCCAGAGAUGAAACCUCGUUGAAAGAGCGUGAGUUAGAAGUACGAAUGAAGGAAUUAGAACUUCAAGAGCGUGAGUUAGAGUUACAGAGAAAAGCCCUCCAGCAACAACAACAAUAUCAACAGAGACCGCCUAAGCAAGUAUACUCCGGUCCUUCUGGUACACCAACCAGCGGCAAUAACAAUAAUAAAAGUUACAAUCCAAAUAGAAAAUCUUCCUAUAGUCAGCCUCAACAUGUGGCUAUGAUGACCAGCAGAGGUCUACAUGGUCCUAGCGCUGCAAGCUCUAGCCCUGUCAUUUCUGCCAACAAUUUUGUUGAUCCAGUUUCUUCUGGGACGCCAUAUAGCAGCAAUAGUUCUCGAUUUAGUCAGCAAAUUCCAUCGCAGCAAUACAUGCAUACUGUUAAGCCAACGAGUAGAAAAAACAGAAGUAGUGUCAUGCCUAAUAUAGGUUACGUCCCAGGGCUAACCAAUAACGAGUAUGGUAGAAAGUUUAACGGUAAUGGUAUGAAUGGUACCCAAAGCCGUCUGAAUUCACUUUCAAACCAAAGUACGUUUAGAUCUCAACAGGGUCCACCGAUAACACAGCAAAAAUCGUUUCAAAAUAACGGUGGUAGCAUGAGGACAAAUCGCAUACCAUCUGCAAAUUACAAUAUUUCAAAUCAGCAAUCGGGUUUUGUUAACUCUAUUUCAAGUCCAAAUCUAAGCAAUUUGGAGAAUAGAAACACAGUACAAAACAGUAGAAAUGCGGAUUCUGCUCCGUGCGUUAAUCAAUUGAACAGUGACUCUCCGCCCCAAUUACAGUCUCUAUCUCAAAACGGUACCUCAAAAGUUCCUCAGAUCAAUAUUACGCAACCAUCACCAAUUCAGACCAACUUUGCUACGAGUGAUAACCCUGCUGCUGUAAUAAAACUAGGGACACCUUCUGAAGAUACAGUUUCAGCUGCGGCAACAGCCAAUAAUAUAAGUACAAUGGGAGAUGAAAGCCGCAAAGAGGACGUUAAGGAAAAAAAGAAGAAAAAGUUCAGUUUCUUUGGAAAAAGGAAAAAGUAA
This is a messenger RNA of Saccharomyces cerevisiae S288C, 2493 nucleotides long. It is a transcript of the gene PAM1, whose product is annotated as Pam1p. Bases 1 to 2493 code for a protein of 830 amino acids. The transcript has a single exon. Lineage: Eukaryota; Fungi; Ascomycota; Saccharomycetes; Saccharomycetales; Saccharomycetaceae. Gene Ontology annotation, cellular component: cellular bud neck; cellular bud tip. The record is from RefSeq and is marked reviewed.